CUUUUUCGUCGUCCUGUUUCUGAUUCUGCAGAGACUCUGCAGACAGGGGAGAGAGAGAGAGAGAGAGAGAGGGAGAAGUUUAACAUAAAACAGAGCUCAAAAAGCAAAAACAAAAACGCAAACACAAACAAACCCUAGAAUCUCUCUCCCUUUCAUGGAAAAACUCUCACAUUCUCGCCAACCAAACAAGUCCUCUGCUUCUCACUCCAAAAAGUCAUGCAAUGCCACCAACUUACUCACUAAAACUACUUAUGACGACGUCUUCGGAGGUCCUCCGAAGUUCGCUGCCCCGACACUCGCUCCGCGAGUCGAGGAUUACGGCGAAAUUUUCGGUGGCUUCCAAAACUCACGCGCUACCUCUAUACCAGUGCUCGAUCUUCCAUUAGUCGACGAGGAAGACGUCUUCUUUGAUGUUCGGAGCUCUGGCUUUGACUAUGAUGAAGUUUUCGGUGGUUAUGAUGAUCUUGAUUCUGCUGUUUCCUUUGAAGAAUUGAUAAUGGAACAAAACGACGGCGUCACUGGUGAUGUUGACUCCUCUGAAGAAGCUUGGACCCCACCGGAAACUGAAUCUUUGUCAGAAGAAUCAGAUCAUUCUGGAAAGAAUCAUAGCUUGUCAAAUGGAGAUUCUUACGAGUCAAUUGAUGACACCAUGGAGUUCAACAUAUCCUAUCAUAAAGCUAAUCAAAGAAGUGAUGAAGACAUGUCAAAUGGGAUUACGCAUGUAACUCAGCUACAAGCAGUUCCAGGAUUCACUUUUCUGGUUGAAAAAACCAACCCCUUGGAGAAGGCACAUGAAAAUCCACCCUUGCAGGUGACUGAUGAAAACAAUUUUCACAUGGAUUUUAGUGGGGGAAUGAUAAAAGAUAAAAAUCUCAGAAAAACCAUGUCACAACCCUUUAGUGGUAGUGCUGGUGAACAGACAUUUGAAAAUGGCCUUAAAUCUCAAAGAGGGUAUGGCAGAAACAACUCUCUCCAUAACGAAACAUUUGUAACUGUUUCUGAAAUAAGCCUUAGAACUCAACCUUCUGAAGUGCCACCUCCCCGCCGGCCAGCACCUCUAUUAGAUGUGAAAAAGGGAGAUUCCAGUAGCAUGGCUAAAAACUGUAAAACUACUUCAGAAGGGACCGUGGGUGAUACUUCUCCUCCUUUCUUUGAUGUGGAAGUAGAUGCAAGUUCAUCUGCUGCAGCUUCUGCUGCUGCUAUGAAAGAAGUAAUGGAGAAAGCUGAAGCAAGACUGAAGACUGCAAAAGAACUGUUAGAGAGGAAGAGGGUAGGUGUUCAACGCCGUAAGAAUGGGAGGAAGGAUAUGGAAGGAAAGUUGUAUGCAAAUAUCGAUGGUUCCAGUUAUCUAAAAGAUGAGGAUUUGUGUGUCACUCUUGAAAGGCAAGACAUUGGAAUGAAGCAAAAAGGUAUCAAGACAACAAAGGCAGUUCCAGAUUCUGUAGAAGGAGAAAAGUUUUUCAUGUUUGAUAAAGGUUUGCUGGAUAAGCAUGGACAACCUGAUAGAAUUGAUGGAGCUAGUGAGUGGAAAGAAGAAACACAAUUUUUUGAAUUAGUGAAAACAGAUAGAUCCACUGUUGAGCAGGCAAAGAGUCAAGAGAUUUUGGUGCCAGAUACACAAGUUCAUGAGCACAGGCCGAAGAUAAAAAAGGGGGCAAAUAGUGAAGAUCCUAAACCGGGAGAAAAUGAGAGGAAACUAAAGGUUGCCAAAGAAGCCUGUGAACAGCAGGAAAGAAAUGAGAGAUCAAGCUCCAAAGCAACUCGCAAGCAUAAAGGGCAUGAUAAGAAGCCAAAAGUGGCUCAAGAAGUUUGUCAACAGGGAGAGAAUGGGAAAAAAUUUGUAGUGGCUCGAGAUUUUAUAGAUAUUGAGAAGAAACCAAGUGGAGCUGAUGAAUCAGAAAAGCAUCUUAACCUAGCCAAGCUUCAGAUAAAAGGAAAUCCAUCUGAUUGUCAGAAAGGUAUUAAGCAUCAAGAGUUUGAGCAACCACUGAAAGAGACUAAGAGAAGUGUGGAAAAAGAAACAAGCUUCAAAGGGUCUUGUGAACGAGCAGAUGAUGAAAGAAGACAAAGAGAGUCUUUUGAGCAGGUAGAAAAUGAGAACAAGUUUAAACAGGAUGUUGAACAAGUAGAGUAUGAGAAAAGGCUGAAGAAGGCUCUAGAGCAGGAAGAGAAAGAUAAGAGAAAGAAGGUUGCUGAGCAGGAAGAAAAAGAUAGGAGAUUAAAGAAGGUUGCAGAGCAGGAAGAAAAAGAUAGGAGAUUAAAGAAGGUUGCUGAGCAGGAAGAAAAAGAUAAGAGAUUAAAGAAGGCUGCUGAGCAGGAAGAAAAUGACAAGAAAUGGAAGGAAGCUCAGAAAAGAGAAGAAGCUGAUAAAAGAGCGAGAGAGGCUCUUGAGCAGAUAGAGAAUGAGAAGAGACUUAAAGAGGAGAAUGAGAAACGAACGCAAGCUUUUGACCGAGAGGAGAAAGCAAGGAGAUUAAAAGAGGUUUGUGAACAGGAAGAGAAUGAGAAGAAGCAAAGACAGGCUCCUGAAAUAGGAGGAAAUGAGAAGAGUUUUAAAGAGGCUCCUGAGAAGGAAGAAAAUGAAAGAAAACAGGGAGGGGCGUCUGAAAGGGAGGAAACUGAGAAGAGACUUCAAGAGGCUUGUGAAGUAGAGAAGAAGGAAAAGAGGCUUGAAAAUGCUGGUGACACUGCAGACCUGAAAGGAUUAAGUGAAGCACAUGAGCAAACCCAAUGGGAUGAAAAUUGUAAGAAGCUGAAAAUGGCUGGAGGGCCUCAUUUGUACAUGGAGGGAGAAGUUCUCCGUGUAUCAGACAAGGCAUUUAUGCUGAAUAACAAUGAGAACAUUCAAGCAACUCAACCUACUGGCCUACGUGAGGAGAGCAGUAGUACCGUACAAGUAACUCAAAGAACCUUUGUGCAUGGAGAAAAUGUAAAGAUUCAGACCGACUGUAGAGAUCAUGAAAUGGAACUGGAAGUUGAAACCACAAAUGUGCUGAAAAACAGAAAAUUUGAAUUAUCUGGUACAGCCCAAGGCAACUUAGAACAUGAAGAGUGUGGAUUUAAGAAAGAAGAUGUUGUAGAGCCACUUUGUAAAGAACAGAAUGUAAAAACAGGAGAAUCUGGAGGUGGCAUUGGAACAGAAAAAACUAAUAGCGUCUUCCAAGUAGACUCUGAUACUAAAAAUGAAGGGAAGAAAUUUGCUAAUGAACGGAGGGAGAGAGAAAAUAAUGUCAAGCAGGCCCAAGUUGGCUUGAAUCAGAAGGAAAAUAAGGACAAAUUUAUGCCAACUCAACUGGUGAAAGAAUCCGUUCAAAAUGGAAGGAAACUGGAAGCUGAUCAACCAUCUGUGUUGGAAGGGAAAGGAAACGUCCAGAAAACAGCUCAGUGGGCAAAUGCAAUUAAGAGUGCAGAAAGAAAAGAGAAGAAUUUCCAUGAGACUCUUAUAUUGGAAGAGAAAGAAGUUGAAAAGUUGAAAAGGGAGAGAGAACUGGAAAAGGAACAUCUUAGGAGGAUAGAAGAAGAGAGGGAGAGAGAACUGGAAAAGGAACGUCUUAGGAGGAUAGAAGAAGAGAGGGAGAGAGAGAGGGAGAGAGAGAAAGAUAGGAUGGCUGUCGACAUAGCAAUCCUUGAAGCUCGUGGGAGGGCAGAAAGAUCUGCUUUGGAGAGAGCAACUGCCGAAGCUCGACAAAGAGCUUUGGCAGAGGCCCGGGAGAGAUUGGAGAAGGCUUGUGCGGAGGCUAAGGAGAAAUCAUUAGCCGAGAAGGCAUCUAUGGAGGCCAGACUGAGGGCAGAGCGUGCUGCUGUAGAGAGAGCAACUGCGGAGGCGAGAGAGCGUGCUGUGGAGAAAGCAAUGGCAGACAGGGCUGCUUUUGAGGCGAGAGAACGUGGAACUUUUCCAGAUAAGUUAUCUGCUUCUUCCAGACACAGUACACUGAGACCAAUUUCAUCCAAUGAUCUACAGGAUCAGAAAUAUCAGAGUGCCAACUUUAGUGGUUCAAGAUAUCCAUAUUCCUCAGCUUAUGUUGCUUCAUAUAAUACUGAGAGAUCUGAAGGGACUGAAUGUGAAACAGCUCAGAGGUGUAAAGCUAGACUAGAAAGGCAUCGCCGUACAGCUGAACGUGCGGCAAAAGCUCUUGCAGAGAAGAAUAUGCGUGAUCUUCUUGCUCAAAGAGAGCAAGCUGAAAGAAAUAGACUAGCAGAAACACUGGAUGCUGAUGUCAAGAGGUGGUCAAGCGGAAAGGAAGGCAACCUACGAGCUUUGCUUUCAACAUUGCAAUAUAUCCUUGGGCCUGAUAGUGGUUGGCAUCCCAUUCCAUUGACUGAAGUUAUAACUUCUGCUGCUGUAAAGAAAGCUUACAGGAAAGCCACUCUUUGCGUUCACCCUGACAAAUUACAACAAAGAGGUGCAAGUAUCCAGCAGAAGUACAUUUGCGAGAAGGUCUUUGAUCUUCUCAAGGAAGCUUGGAACAAAUUCAACUCAGAAGAGCGGUAGGUCAAACUUAGUGUAUAUGCUGAACGCAUAUUUACACUCAUCCUGUAAAUUUAUGCUGCUUGUAAGUAAUAUCGAUCAUGUCUAUUUGAUAAUUCUAGUCAUCUAUGUAGUUGGUAAAUCUAGGCUAAGCUAAGCUAAGCUUAAAGAAAUAGGUAUGAAACAGAUAUUAGCUAAAAGAAAAUGGCUAUAUUCAUUCAAAUAUAUGGGCUAUUUAUUUAUUCUGCUAA
This is a messenger RNA of Pistacia vera, 4719 nucleotides long. Its product is annotated as auxilin-like protein 1. The coding region runs from base 155 to 4492 and encodes 1445 amino acids. The record is from RefSeq and is a predicted model, not a curated record. The transcript has 8 exons. Gene Ontology annotation, cellular component: intracellular membrane-bounded organelle; cytoplasm; vesicle. Gene Ontology annotation, molecular function: clathrin binding. Gene Ontology annotation, biological process: clathrin-dependent endocytosis; clathrin coat disassembly. Lineage: Eukaryota; Viridiplantae; Streptophyta; Magnoliopsida; Sapindales; Anacardiaceae.